AUGCCGAAAUUCUUCUGCGACUACUGCGAUGUCUACCUCACCCACGACUCCAUGAGCGUGCGCAAAGCCCACAACAGCGGCCGCAACCACCUCCGCAAUGUCGUCGACUACUACCAGCAAAUCGGCCACGAAAAAGCCCAAUCCGUAAUCGACUCCAUCACCUCCUCCUACGCCGCCGAAGGCCAAGCCCACGCCAACCCCAUGCUCCCCCACAACCAGCCCGGCGGAGGCGGUUUCGGGCUCGGUCCCCGCGGUGGCGGUCCCGGUCUUCACUUCGGCGGUGGUGGUCCAGGCGGUCCCGGCGGCCUCGGUGGACACGGACACGGACACGGGUUUCCUGGUGCACCUGGCGGUGGUGGACCGGGAGGAUUUCCCGGUGGACCGGGUGCUGGUGCAGCAGGACCAGGUGGUCUCCCCCUCCCACCACCACCGUUCCUCUCCUCCUCCGGUCCCGGCAGCGGCGGCGCAGGUGCGGGUGCCGCGCCAGCCGGAUUCCCAGCCGGCCUCCCCCCUCCCCCCUUCCCGAUCCCCGGAAUGCCCGGCGCACCACCUUUUCCCUUCCCUCCCCCCUUCCCACCUACCGGAGCCGGAGCCGGAGCUGGCGCAGGUGGAGCAGCUGGAGCACCGCCUUUUCCGAUCCCGGGGUUUCCGAUUCCGCCUCCUUCUGUUAGUGGUGCCGGUGGAGGUGGGGCGGGCAGCACGGCAGCGACACCGCCGUUUCCUGGUGGUGGUGCUGGUGGAUUCCCGCCGCCGGGUGCGCCGGGGGGGUUGCCGUUUCCUCCGCCGGGGGGGUUUCCUGGGUUUCCGGGGGCGCCUGGGGGUGGUGGGGGGUUUUCUGGGGAGGGUCGCUGA
Molecule: messenger RNA, 852 nt
Organism: Dichotomopilus funicola
Lineage: Eukaryota; Fungi; Ascomycota; Sordariomycetes; Sordariales; Chaetomiaceae
Product: U1 zinc finger-domain-containing protein
Exons: 3
Coding region: 1-852 (283 amino acids)
Biological process (GO): spliceosomal snRNP assembly; mRNA 5'-splice site recognition; mRNA splicing, via spliceosome
Cellular component (GO): nucleus; U1 snRNP
Molecular function (GO): zinc ion binding; pre-mRNA 5'-splice site binding
Source: RefSeq, a predicted model, not a curated record